AACCGUCUUCCUAUCGGAAGUGUAGGCCAUCUUCAGGAAUAUAGAAGGGAUUUAAACUAUACAUAGUUAAAAUCUUAUGCUAAUUAUCAUUCUAGCACCUUAUGUAGUUUAUAUGUACAAGAGGAGCAGUCACUUCUUAAGAAAGAGUUGUUCUUGAGCAAAUUGCCUCCGCGACCAACGAUGCGGCCAGGUCUUCAAACGGGGUCUAAAAUGAGAAUGGGCCCUGGAAGAAAACGGGAUUUUUCACCUGUGUCCUGGAACCAUUAUUUUGAAACCAUGGAAGAUAUCAUAGUUACAAGAGGAACAAGUAAAGAUUCUUUUCGAAUGUAUAAAAGUGGAUCUGAUGGGCCUGUCCUUUUGUUAUUACAUGGAGGAGGCCAUUCAGCCCUCUCUUGGGCAGUUUUUUCUUCCAUGAUUAUCAGUCGGGUUAAAUGCAGGGUUGUGGCAGUAGACCUGCGAGGCCAUGGUGAUACAAAAGUUGUAAACAGUGAAGAUCUUUCUGCAGAAACCAUGUCCAGAGACAUUGGAGAUAUAAUUGACACAUUGUAUGGUGCAGAUGCUCCCCCAAUUCUGUUGAUUGGCCAUAGUAUGGGUGGAGCAAUAGCAGUUCAUUCUGCAGUAAAUAACUUUGUGCCAUCUCUUCUGGGUCUCUGCGUGAUUGAUGUGGUAGAAGGCACAGCAAUGGAUGCUUUAAACAGCAUGCAAACGUUCUUACGGAGUCGACCUAAAGUAUUCAGCUCUGUUGAAAAAGCUAUUGAAUGGAGUGUAAAAAGUGGUCAGAUACGAAAUCUGGAAUCAGCAAGAGUAUCUAUGCUUGGUCAAAUAAAACGAUACGAGGAAGAUUCCAACACUCCAGGGAGCUCUCAAUCUCUCGUAGACACUGCUAUUCAUGAAGAGGAGGAGGAGGAAGAAGAAGGAGGAAUUGCAAAGAAGGAGAAAAAAAUUGAACCAAGUAUAAAAGAAGAUAAAGCUGAAUAUACCUGGCGUAUCGAACUAUCCAGAACUGAGAAGUAUUGGGAGGGGUGGUUCAGAGGAUUAUCCAACCUCUUUCUUAGUUGCCCGGUUCCCAAGCUACUGUUACUAGCAGGUGUCGACAGAUUGGAUCGAGACCUCACAAUUGGUCAAAUGCAAGGAAAAUUUCAAAUGCAAGUUCUACCACAAUGUGGCCAUGCUGUACAUGAAGAUGCACCAGACAAAGUGGCAGAGGCAGUUGCAACAUUCAUGAUUCGUAAUAAGUUUACAGAAUCAAAGGGUGACAUCCAAAGCAUUUAUCCCAGUUUUUAAUAGAUCCAGCAGCCUUCAGAUUCAACUUUGACUGCACAAAGCUGCACCAGGGGCCACUGUGAUGUAUCCACAUAUUGCCAUCUGUGUAAUCUGUAAUACAGUGAAGCUGGGACGACAGAACAAUGGAUUCCUCCUCCAAUCCACUCUUAGCCUGCGUUCAUUGAUAGAAUCUGGAGCUGCACAAUGGCUCAAAAGUACAAUCUGUUUGCGAUUCGAAGAUUUAAACAAUUAAAAGGGGAUUGCUUAUUCAGAUAGUGUAUUUUUCUUCUUGCGCAUAUUCUGCUUUAGAUCCUGGAAGUUUUUCCUUUUGUACUGUUGGUUAAAGAUGUAAGAUGUGCUUUGGAGCUACGUGUUUGAGAUAGUAAUUCCUGUGGUUAAAUUUGAGUGUAGUUUAAAAUUGAGUUCAUUAUUUCUUUAGUGAGGUAUUUCCAAAGUCAGAAAUCAAAGGAAUAAAAUAAAACAGAAAUACAAGUGCAGUAUGUAAGACAACUCAACCAAAUAUAAUAAGCUGCUGGAUAUUGUUUUGCAAUUUUAGCCAUCAGAAUGCAAAUACUCUUACUGAGACUUAAAUCUGAUUUGAAGUGAAUUUAGAAUGUGCUUCUGGGAUCAAGCUUUAUUGGCCUUAAUUGUUGAGAAACAAAUGAUUUUGCACAUGUUUUGAUUUCUUUUGUGAUGAGAUAAAAUGUUUAUUUAAACUAGUUUAAUCAAAAUUGUUUAUUUUGAAAUGUGUUUAAAUCAUAAUUACACUAUUGUCUUAAGAUGUUGGCAAAAUACAAGUUAUACUGCAGUUUAUUCAAUAGUGUGCAUUGUAUUCAUCAGGAGUAAUCUCUGCAUGAGGAUGUUCGCUAGUUCUGUACAGCAUUCAGAUUCACAAGAGAUUUUAAAAUAAAUUUAGUACAGUAUAUAUUUGGAAAGAGUUAUCAGAUCCCAUGAGCUGCCUAAGCACUUUUUCCAGCCCACUUUAAUAUGAGGCUGGACUUAUUGUACCAAGUGUGGAAGUGUAAGGGAUAUGACAAAGCUCUCAGGUGACCUGGAAUAGCUCGACUUUCAUGUACAAAACUGCUCUACGUCAAAACAGACUGCAGAAGCAGAAGCUAAAACACUGCAAAUGCUAGUGAUCUAGUGUCUGCUGCAAGUAAUUAGCAAGUCAGGCAACAUCUAGGUGAAGUGUCCUCUGGGAUACUUUGUAUAACUGGAACAUUGCGCUGCUGCAUGUGAACAUUGGUAUCGGCAGUAACAUCAGUAAAUGAUAAUUUAGCUUCCUUUAGAAAGAUUUCUGAAACACUGAUAUCCUGCUUACAAAUCUAAUAAAUUGCUAUGCAAAGUCAGUGUUCUAUUGUAGCUGAAGGAAACAAUAGAGAGGGAGAAAUGAGGCUUCGAGUUAAACUCCUUGGAUCCAAACUCCCAUUCUGGAUUCUAAAGUUACCUCAGUUGCCAUAUUGGAAACUGACUUUGUGUGUCCAAGAUUCUUUGGCUCUUGAAUGUACAAAUUGUAGCCUAAUACCCAAUUUUGGACUCCUCCAAAUUUUAAUUGAAACUGGGCAGAACAUCCACCAUCUACAUUUUCAGGUUCUCCGUUUCUACUGCAGCUCAACCAGCUGUUUUAAAGCACAUCCUCCUGACAUGCAUUUUUCAAUGUAGUACUCUAGUUAAUAUACCAUUGCUUUUUGUAUGACUUGUCUCAGAUUAUGAUAAUACAGGAUGAGAGACCAUUUGAGCAUGUUUAAUAUCUUUCCAGAAGUGCCCUAUGGUGCCUAAUUGAUUCUUAAAUGCUUCCAUGCUUUCUGCUUCUUUCCCCUUUUCUCUGGAAGUUUAGCUCUGUGUUUAGACUGAUGAGAAGUCACAACAUUUAACAUUUCCUCUAUCCACAGAUGCUGCCUGUCUUGUAGAAAGUUUCAAUUUUUAGUUAUGUAUACUUACCUUAUGAAGGUGAAUAGGCCCUUCUGUUGUCAGUUCUAGGUUAGUCUGUUACAAAUUUAACAUGUGAGCCCCAUACUCAAAAUUUAUAUUUUUAACAAUUUUCAACUUUUUAAAUGCUUUGUUGAUGUUUCCAUUCAAGUCUGAGAACCCCAAAGUUAUUUAACUCCCACAAUUGUUUUCACUAAUGGUGAAUGAAGCAUGUUUCCUACAAAAUAUUAGCACAAGUUAUAUAUAUUUUUUUGAAAUAAAAGGGAAAUUAUAUUUUGCAAAUUUGAGAGUGAAUUAUGUAGAGUGACUUCAGUGAGGUAAGAAAUGGGUCUCUUUCUAAAAUUUGGUUUUUUUUGGUCCAACUUGUAAUGUUUUAAUGAAGUUUGAUUUAACUUGGCGAGAAUAAUUAGAAACAAACUGCCCAGUUUAUUUUUUCUUUGCAGUAUUAUUAAUCUCCUAUUUGUAAAAUUGAGAUGCAUUUUUGUUUUAAUCAUUAUUAUCUAGCUCAGUUUCAAGAACAUGAAUCAAAUCCCAGAUCUGUUCUUAAAAAUCUGAUGUGCUAGUUUGCAGUUCCACCUAAUUGCCUUUUUGUGUUUCAAGAAUAGUUCAAUAAUAACAAAGCAUUUUCUAAGAGGUGAUUUAUUUUGUGAAUUGAAGUUUGUUGACCUUCAGGCUUUAACAAUGCCAUGCCUUGUAUUGUUUUCAUUUAGCCAUUUCUUACUCUCAUGUACCUCUACCUGUCAAAUUGUGAAUGAAUAUUAGAGAUAACAAAGGAAAGACAAGGGUACAGUGUGCUGAAAUUAACAGAUUAGUACAGAACAUAUAUAAAACUUUAGCUUUUAAGUUCUUUAAAGGUGAUUGCUAAGAUCUAUCUUGGUUCCUGAAACAAACACACAAUGCCUGUGGACAGAUAUUCAAAAGUACACUUGGAAUUUUUUUUGGAACACGUGGACAAAGUUGAGCUCAAGAUGGAAUGUGUUCAAAGAAGUAAAUUAUUAAUGUGACACUUGAUCCUGCACGUUUAACUGAAUGUUCCUUGAAAAGUGUAUGAGGAUUUUUUUUUUAAACUAGGUUUGAAGAGCAACUUCUUAGCAUCAAAAUUUCUUGCCACUAAGAUAGAAAAAGAAUCAAAUUCUGAACUACAGGGAAGUGUAAAUCUACAAGUUUUUUUUAAAAUCCCUACCAGGUUAGAUCUACACUUCCCUGUAGUUUAGAAUUUGAUCCUUUUCCUGUCUCAGUGGCAAGAAAUGUCUGAACAUGUUUGAAGUUGGAUGAAUUAUUGUGCUCACUGAAUCUGUAUUUUCUCAGGUCUUUGUUUCUAAAUGUCCAAUGCAUUAUGUACCCUGCUUUAGUUCCUUGUGUUAGUGAUAAAAACGAGAUGUACAGAUGAUCAAUGAUUGAAGUAGGAACAUCUUGAUAACAACUGCCUUCAGCAUGCUAUUUCUGAUUUGGAAGACUGCAAUCAGAAAUAAUAGCUGAGAGCAUUUCUGUCGCCUUGUAGGCAAAUGCAUCAUGCUUGAAGUAGCCAGAGUGAUUUAAACAGCAUCCAAAUUGCUCUGCAGACAAUACAAUCAUGCACGUUAGCAUGCAUGAAACUUGGUUAGAUAGGAUUGUAUGCUUAACAUACAGGCAUUGAUUCACAUCUUAGUGGUAUGAGUAACAAUGUGGUUGUCAAGGUGAAUAUAAUCCUUUUUUGUGAAUUUGUCUGGGGUUGUUCAGAGGUGACUUUGUAACUUCAAUCCCAUUAAGCCAGCCAGUAUUUUUGUUCAAUCGUUUGCAAGUGUCUAUUUUUACCAUCUGUCAUCUAAACAAACAUGACUGAAAUAGAUAAAUGUGUGCUCUAAUUUUUUGACUUGGACACACUUUUUCAUUUUUCCUAAAUGUUGGCUGAUGGCAAAUCACUUACUGAAUCAGGAAUUUACCAUUAUGAUGGUCUUAAUGAAGAGCAGAGAAUAGAGCAGAAUUCAAAAUCAGAAUAGAUUCACUCAUAAGUAAGCAUUAGUACUGAAUUGUAAAACAAUCUCAAUACCAUUUAGUUUUAAUAGACAUUUUGAAUGAGAAUUUUCACAUUUCUACCCAGAAAAUUAUAUUUCCAAGAAUUUAAAUAAUUGCUGGAUUUAAUUCAUUCUGUUUCUUGAGAGGAAAUGUAUGAAACCAAUGGCUAAAAUAAAUGUGUUUUUCACUUACACUCCAGGGACCUGUUAAAUAAUUGAAUUUGUAGUUAGGAGUGAAACUAUUGUGGAACUUUAUUUGCUAAUUUAAUUGAACUUGCUGUAAUGAUUAUGCAAGGAAUAAAUUCAAUUCCAGAGUGUUAAAUAUUUGAAUUCUUUACUGAAAAUGACAACUAACUAAACAUUUCAGAAUUAUUUAGUUGGCCACUAGAUGGAGCAUUACACCAGACUAAUGUAAGCACCUGUGUGCAGUCCACAAGAAUGACCCACACUUUUGUUGCCCACCAUCUUAAUUCUCCAUCCCAUUUCCAUUAGGAACUGUCAGUGCAUUUAGCAAUCUUAGAAACAUAGAAGCACAGAAAACCUACAGCACAAUACAGGCCCUUCGGCCCACAAAGUUGUGCCGAACAUGUCCUUACCUUAGAACUACCUAGGCUUACCCAUAGCCCUCUAUUUUUCUAAGGUCCAUGUAUCCGUCCAGGAGUCUCUUAAAAGACCCUAUCGUUUCCACCUCCACCACUGCUGCCGGCAGCGCAUUCCAUACACUCACCCCACUCUGCAUAAAAAGAAACAACUUACCCCUGACAUCUCCUCUGUACCUACUUCCAAUCACCUUAAAACUAUGCCCUCUUGUGCUAGCCAUUUCAGCCUUGGGAAAAAGCCUCUGACUAUCCAAACGAUCAAUGCCUCUCAUUAUCUUGUACACCUCUAUCAGGUCACCUCUCACUCCAAGGAGAAAAGGCCAAGUUCACUCAUCCUCUGUCGCUCCAAGGAGAAAAGACUUGAGUUCACUCAACCUAUUCUCAUAAGACAUGCUCCUCUGCACCCUUUCUAUGGUCUCCACAUCCUUCCUGUAGCGAGGCGACCAGAAUUGAGCACAGUACUCCAAGUAGGGUCUGGCCAGGGUCAUAUAUACCUGCAACAUUACCUCUCGGCUCUUGUAC
This is a messenger RNA of Mobula hypostoma (lesser devil ray), 6307 nucleotides long. It is a transcript of the gene ppme1, whose product is annotated as protein phosphatase methylesterase 1. The transcript has 15 exons. The record is from RefSeq and is a predicted model, not a curated record. Gene Ontology annotation, biological process: protein demethylation. Gene Ontology annotation, molecular function: protein methylesterase activity. NCBI's taxonomy places the organism in Eukaryota, Metazoa, Chordata, Chondrichthyes, Myliobatiformes, Myliobatidae. Bases 181 to 1284 code for a protein of 367 amino acids.